AUGUCUCCUCUCCAAACCAACCUAUCAUGUGGUACCAGUUUCGACUUCGAUGAGCUUCAAUGGGUCGCCAACAUCCGUCGAACAAUAGAAGCAGAUCAGCUUGAAGACGAUAGUGAAAUAUCCGGAUGCAUUUUUAGUGUCCCCAAACCCCUAAUGUCUAAUCAUCCAGAUUCUUAUACUCCACAUCAACUUUCACUUGGUCCAUACCAUUACUCACGUCUUGAGCUACAUGAGAUGGACCGAUAUAAGCUCUCCGCGGCAAAAAGAUGUCAAAAGCUGCUUCAAGGUCUUAAAUUUCAAGAUCUUGUUGAGCAAUUAAUGAAGCUAGAAUUCAAGAUUCGUGCAUGCUACAGCAAGUAUUUAAACAUCAAUGGUCAAACACUAGCAUGGAUGAUGGCCAUUGAUGCAUCAUUCUUGAUUGAGUACCUGCAAGUUAGUGCUCUCAGUGACCCUGAAAUGCUAUCCAAAGUUCCCUCAGGAAUGUCUCAUCUGUUUGAUUAUUUCCGGAGGAAAUCAAUCCAUGAUGCAAUUCUUCGAGAUAUAGUGAUGCUGGAGAAUCAAAUUCCACUAUUUAUAUUGAGGAAAGUGCUAGAAUUUCAACUUCUGUCAUUAGAAUCCGCCGAAGAAAUGUUGUACUCCAUGUUAAGGGGAUCAUGUAAAGAGCUCUCUCCAUUCAAGACAGUGGAAAGCUCGUCAGGAGUUAAAGUCUCUGACCAUGCUCACUUGCUAGACUUUUUGUACAACAUUAUCGUGCCCAAGGUGGAAGAAUCACUCGAGAUACCUGAAGAAGUUAAGGAUGAUUCCAAAGCCUCACAAGACAACGAAGAAUCUUCAGUUGACUCUAACUACAUUAAACAGCCCCUGAUUGAGAUCUGGAAAAUUCUCUUAAAUCAAAAGAUAGGUCCUGCAAGUUUCCUCAACAAAUUGCUAAAAUCAGCACCAUGUGAAGUGAUAAUCAAAUUGCCUUGGAAAACCUUCCUCAAUCUUCUUGGGUUUGGAACCGUGAAUCAACCUAAUGCUUCUUCUGAAUCUCAAAGUUUCGGUUCUAGCUUUCACCAACCACUAUUGGUUGAAGAAAUCACAAUUCCUUCAGUCAGUCAGCUCUCGAAAUGCGGGGUGCGUUUCGUUCCCACUAAUGGAAGCAUCUCAACCAUCAACUUCGACAAGAAGACAUGUACACUUUACCUACCGAGGAUUAGUUUGGAUGUAAAUAGUGAUGUAGUCUUGAGAAACUUGGUAGCAUAUGAAGCAUCAAAUUCAUCAGGUCCAAUGGUUUUUACACGUUACACAGAAUUGAUGAAUGGGAUUAUUGAUAGUGCCGAGGAUGCAAAAAUGCUUAGAGAAAAAGGCAUUAUUUUGAGCCAUUCGACGAAUGAUGAAGAGGUGGCCAACAUGUGGAAUGGUAUGAGCAGGUCUAUUAGAUUGACAAAAGUUCCAUUCUUGGAUACGGUGAUUCAAGAUGUUAACAAUUAUCAUGAUGGACAAUUUAAAGUUAAGGUUGAAAUGUUCAUGAAGCUGUAUGUGUUUGGUUCAUGGAAGUUUCUCACACUGGUAGCUGCCAUCUUGCUCUUGCUCAUAACAUCGCUGCAAGCAUUUUGCUCAGUUUAUGACUGUGUCCGCUUGUUUCAUUUCCAGUAA
Dovyalis caffra is the source of this 1638-nucleotide messenger RNA. The record is from the annotation of a GenBank genome assembly. Lineage: Eukaryota; Viridiplantae; Streptophyta; Magnoliopsida; Malpighiales; Salicaceae.